ACUGGCGUGGAUGCUGCUCAGCUCCUAUCGGCAGCCACGGACGCUGGCAGCGUUCAACACUACGUCGGACCUCUUCGUGGCCUGGCAAGGGAACAUCGCAGGGUGCGGUCAUGCCAGCUCGCUGCUACUGGUGCUCACGCUCCGUGCGCUGCAGCGGGCGCACGCCAUUGCGCCAUCAGUGACGCCGCGCGGCCUGGUGGACGACGUCACCCUGGACUGGGGCGGCCCACGUGGCGAGGCCGACGACAGCUUGUCCGAGGCUCUCAAAAGCUUCUCGUCGAGCAUGGUGGAGCUCAGGCUGGUCAUGCAGCCGCAGAAGUCAGGCUACCUGGCGUCCCCCAGGCUGAGGGCGCGACUGCUGGCGCACUCCAUGCAGAGAGCGGGCCUCGCGGACAAGUCCUGGGUGCGCAACCUGGGGCACGAGCUCCACGGGCGGAAGGUGCUCCGCACGCAGGAGAAACGCCGUCUGCAGGCCCUCGCGGCCAGGCGAGUGGACUACGACCCCAUCUACGCGGACACCAUCCCGCUGGUGAUGCGCCUGGCCAGCCGCCUCUGGGAGGGCCGAGGCUCCCUGGCCAGCCUGAACGCUAGCUGGUGCAAGCUGGCGGAGGCGAUGCGAGCGGGCACAUUGCCCUGGGCUACGGCGCAUGGCCCGCUCGGGGCCGCGCGGCUCACGCUCGGCCGCGUCGGCUGGACUAUGACAGCAGCGUGGGCCCUGCAGUCCGACCUGGGCGAGGCGCUGCCCAUGCUGCGGGUUGCCCCUCGGGGCAUCAAGGACGCGCUGGUGGAGGGCAUACAGCGCUGGCAGUGCAGGCGGCUGGUGGCCCACCUGCCAGAGGGCCAAUGCGAGCCCCUCUGGCCCAGGGCCAUCCGGGCCAUUGCGUGCAGGGCACGGCCAGCGGCGGAGCUGGGGGCCAUCCAGGCGGUGUGGGCUGGGGGGCGCUUCACCAACGCCUGGAGGCACGCCCGCGGCUACGCUGCCUCUGACCUGUGCCAGGCGUGCGGGGGUGCCGAGGACACGCUGAUGCACAGGUGGUGUGCCUGCCCUGCCCUCAUGGAGCCGCGUGACGACGAGCUGGAGCACGAGGGGCCGUUCCGCAAGCCGAUCGUGGCGAUGAGGCCUGACGGGGCCCCCCUCAAGGCGGCCUGCGGGCCUCUGCCUGGGCCACGCCAGACUGCGGGGAGGGCGGAGAGGCACGCGUGCCUGGCCCCGCUGGCGCAGGCUGGCUUCGUUCGGGUCUUCGUCAGCGACCUGCAGUCCCUGGUCGCGGAGGGCAGCGGCUGGACACCGUCGGCGCAGCCGGCCAGAGCGAGGCAUGCCAGCAUGUGGAGGCAGCUUCACGCGGUCGCGGCGAAGCGAGGUGGGCCGCCGCCGCGGUUCCGCUGGGUGCCUGCCCACCGCGCCCCCCACCAAGCGCUGGGCGAGGGCUUGUGCCCACUGGACUGGCUUGGGAACUGCUGGGCGGACUUCUUCGCCAACCUCGACGCCGCGGUCACCAGGCUGCCGAACAACGCGGCGGAGGCGCUGCACGCGCUGGACUUGCGGCCGCUCGGGGAGGGCGGCAAACUCCAGCGCAGGCAGGUCUGGAGGGGGCCAGCUGCCCCGAAGCUCAGCCUCACGAGGCACGAGUACCAGGUCACCAGCUCCGUCGGGGUGCAGUGCGCCCACUGCGGGCGCGAGGCCUACACGGCCAAGGCAAGGGAGCUGCUGGACUGCAGGCCUUGCCAGCCCACGGAGCUGGGCAGGAUGCGAGCCCGCUGCGGUCAGGGUCGGCCUAUGGCGAGCUCGGCUGCAGUCAAUGCAAGCCUGCAGGCGGCUGAGCGCCUGGAGGGGGAAGAGCUCCUGCCCAUGAGUGGAGCGGCCUCUGCGACACAGGGCCAGAGCCAGAAGUUGACGAUGCAGCAGAAGGUCAACUACCUGCUGGAUGCGGCCAAGGGCACCCCUGCUGAAGGUGCUGCUGGCGCUGCAGCUGCUGGGCAGCCACGGGCGCAGAGGGGGGGCGGCCCGGGCCCCGCCCUGGCCCAGGCCGGGGGGCUCGCCAGCGCUGGGCGGCGCGUGGGCUUGGAGCGGCCGCGCGAGGGCAACGACCACCGCGCCAUCGACGCGUGGGACCGCUCGGGGCCGUUAGAGGCCGCCCUGGGCUUGCUGGCCAGCUCCUGGGUCGUUGAUCUGAUGGGCCAGAGCCUUGCCUACGCGUCCUGGAUGGAGGAGUGCGUCGAGUACGUGUCCAGGAUGCUGGACGAGGAAGUCUACCGAGGCUUCUUUGUGCACAGCAACGCCGAGACGCGCAGUGCGGAGAGGCUGAGGCGGUCCGAAGAGUUCUGUGAGCGUGGCUGGCGGGACGGCGGGCCGUUCAGGGAGUCCCGCAUUGACGAGGCGCUGCAGCUGGAGGGCGAAGACAGGCGGAUCAAGCUCCUGCGGCUGCGCUGCUACCACGCUGCGGCGCGGGCCUUCCUGUGUGACCGUGGCAGUGCGCGGCGCGCUGGGGGGCGGCGAGGGCCGCUCUACUUCGCCUUCUUCGAUCCCAUUGGGCGUAUCCACCCUCUGGACCACAACGAGUCCGAGAGCAACAGCAGCCCCGAGCCUGAUGCCGUGUUCGGCCUCGAGGCCCUGCGCUGCAUGCUGAGGGCGUUCGCGAGCUGCUGGGUGUUCGACCUGCGCGACUCGGAGGCUGCGGAGAGUUCCUGGACUGCCUGGGCGGCGCAGUGCGUCCUCACUUGGCUCGCCAGGCCAGGCAGGGAGGAGACGAGGGAAGAGGCGACUAGGCUUGCAGGCUCCAUAGGCCUGAGGGCGCUGGCGCAGGCAAUGGUCAGGCACGCCUGGCUCAUGAAGGCCGACGUGCGGCGCUUCACGGUGGAGCACCUGAUGGACAUGGCGUCCCUGGAGGAGUGGCUGCACUUCGCCGCCAUGCAGUGGGCCACGCUGGAUGAGGUCUGCCACGCCAUGGAGGCUGGGCUGCCGCGGCCCCAGGGCAUCCGCAGCCGAGGGGUCGAGGCCUUGCGGCGGCUGUGGCCAGGCACCUGGCAGAGUCCGCAGUUGCCGAGGGAGGGCGCCACGCGGGGCGGGCCUGACGACCUGGGCAGCGGCGGCGGCGGCGAGGGCGACUUGCCGCACCCCGGCGCGGCGCCAUCGGGGCUGCCUCCGCCCUCGCACGCGGCCGCAGCGGGGCAGAUGCUGCCGCGGCAGCCAGCGGGGGCGGCUCAGGCGAUGCUGCUGCGGAGGGGAACGGUGGCCCCAGGCUGGCUGACGGAGGAG
Prorocentrum cordatum is the source of this 3256-nucleotide messenger RNA. Lineage: Eukaryota; Dinophyceae; Prorocentrales; Prorocentraceae. The record is from the annotation of a GenBank genome assembly.